UCUGUUGAUAGCGAGAGCAAGAGCGACUGGGAGGGAAUGCUCACGGUCACACACACAGGCUCGCAGAUCCCCUCCCAAAUCUCUCUCGUGGUGGAGCUUUAAAAGUCUCCCACGAGCCUCAAAGAAUUUUAGUGCGUGUUUUUCUGUUGGACCUCUCAAAAGUGUCAACACACAAAUCGGUUCCGCAAAGCUGUAGAAGAAGCCACAUCCAGAGUGUCGCACUCGCUAGAGAGUACAAAAGCAAGAAAUUUAAGAUAUAGAAAAGAUAGAACAUCCCGUGAACACUGCCAAGCAUGUCAGCAUCCCCAGUGGCCAGACAGGCGUGCUCCCACGCCCAGACGAUUCCCUCGAAGAGAGUCCUCGUGACGGACGCCUCGCAGAUGCCGGAUGUCUACUCAUCCACGCCAGGAGGCACUCUCUUCUCCACCACGCCCGGAGGCACUCGCAUAAUCUACGAUAGAGCCUUCCUUAUGAACCUGAAGAACUCUCCACUGAGUCGCACCCCACCGAAGAACCUCCCACCGGCUCUCAUGCGCGGCUCUCCGCAGAAGAGCGACACCUGGAAGGCACCCAACCAGCCCAGGAGGGCGUCCAAGGAUCAGGCGGCACGCCACCAUGACCAGGAGCAGCAGUUUGACAUUGACAUCUAAGCUGGAGCCAAUGGGAGAGGUCCGUGGCCGGUCAGGAAGAGUGUGUCCUCAAGGCUGGAGCAGAGGAGCCACACCUUCGGCUUAAGAUUGCUGACACGCAGUUUGUUUUUCAAGAAACACUCUUCCACUUUAGCGCGACCAGCCAAGCGGGCUGUUGCAGGAAGGAGUCAGGAGGGAAGAGGUGUCACUAUUAAGUCUUGUUUGUAAAUAAUAAGAGCUACUAUAACGUAUUUUAUGCACCAUGUGCUCAAGAGCGGAGAUUCUCUAUUAGGAAGUUGUAAGAAAGGAAUAAAAAAGCGAUAUAGAUUGCUGCUGAUUAUUGUCACCUUUGCGCAAUUGCUGCCUAUCUACAAGUUCUGUUUUUUUCUCUCAAUUUGACAGAAAAACUUCGAGUAAUAAUGUAGAUAAUACUGAGACACGAUAAUACUUAAUUAGACUACUUGUUGACCAGCGAUUGCUCUUGAUUCUUACGUCUCUCCUGGGACUUUGUUAUAUACAACUUUUUUGUCAGUACACACAAUUGAAAUGUGAUAACUCUUAGAUUUAUACGUCAAUGCAGACGGCGAUAAUUCAUAACUUUUUUCCCUCGACUACGAUAUUUGCUUGUAAUGUUAGGAUACUUCACGUUGCAUCGUUAAAAAGGUGAAAAGAAAAGCCAAUAUUUUUGUAAUUCACCUCACGUUAAAUUCAAAUUCGCUUAUUAUCUAAGUAAUAAAAAAUGAUAUGCUUCAAAUCAUGAAA
This is a messenger RNA of Phlebotomus argentipes, 1391 nucleotides long. It is a transcript of the gene Thor, whose product is annotated as eukaryotic translation initiation factor 4E-binding protein. Gene Ontology annotation, cellular component: cytoplasm. NCBI's taxonomy places the organism in Eukaryota, Metazoa, Arthropoda, Insecta, Diptera, Psychodidae. Gene Ontology annotation, biological process: negative regulation of translational initiation. The coding region runs from base 294 to 650 and encodes 118 amino acids. The record is from RefSeq and is a predicted model, not a curated record. The transcript is spliced from 2 exons. Gene Ontology annotation, molecular function: eukaryotic initiation factor 4E binding.